CUGCUCAUGAUAUCACUGGCCACGUGGGAUUUGAUGUGUGGUUGCCUCGUCAUGCCCCUCGGGGUCAUUGAAGUGAUCGAGAACGGGAUCUGGGUAUUUGGUUACGGACUAUGCAUGGCGCGAGAUUUUAUGAAUUACACCUGGGUUUGCUCGUCUCUGCUCCACGUCAACUUUAUGUCUUUGGAUAGGUUUCUGGCCAUAUGUCGACCCCUGCGGUACAGGCUACUAACCAACAGGACGGGUUAUAUCAUGGCGGCGGUUUCUUGGAUAUUCCCCGUCGUUUUAAACCUAGUGCUUCUUUUUGUCAAUCAUGCGUACAGCGACCCACACAGCACUAAAUAUUAUUGCACCGGGAAGGAAUGCUCCCAGGUUAUAAGCCGUGGCUACCUCUUAUUCAGUUUGGUGUUGAUAUACUGUGUUCCCUUCAUUUGCACGUACGUUCCAUACUUCCUUAUUAUGAGAAAAGUUCAACAGUUAAAGAAUAAACGAAACAUUCUUACAGCCAAAAAACAUCAACAGUGUGUAAGCCAUAACGUCAAGUACCCGGAUAAGGAAAAAAGGCUCAGAGAAAAUGGUAUCAAGAGAUCACCAAAAAUAAUAAGGAAUGCAAUUGAUCAUUGUCACCAUUUGGCCAUUAUUUCUGUUGGUCAUCUUUCUGAAAAGGUCAACACCAACGUUGCUGAUCCAGACUUUUCAAGAGAAAUUAAAAUAACUCUUCCGUUUGAAGAAAUUCCAGGUUACGCCACCUCAUCGUCCUUACAGAUUCUAAAUUAUAAUAAUAGAUUACCUGUGAGUAUUCUACGUGGUUCUAUUCCUAAGGGCUCACAUAUGCCAGGAAGCCGGAAUCUCAAAGCCUAUAAAACGGUGGGAAGUCUUGUCAUCUGUUUCACCGUCUGCUGGUGUCCGUCACUGAGCUUCGCCAUGGUGUUUUUCCAGUUGAUUGACAGCCUUCCCCCAUGGCUCGUGGUAUCAGUUAUGUGGAUUGCCUACUUAAAUGCGGCCAUCAACCCGCUACUCUAC
Molecule: messenger RNA, 1020 nt
Organism: Lymnaea stagnalis (great pond snail)
Lineage: Eukaryota; Metazoa; Mollusca; Gastropoda; Lymnaeidae
Source: the annotation of a GenBank genome assembly